AUGUCAGGCGGGGAAGAUUCGAAACCCAAAAAAGGUAGUUCAGAAUCGGGUUCAGCAAGAACACCAGAAGCAUGGGAAAACCCCAAUCAUCCUCUAUACCUCCAUCACUCGGAUCAGCCUGGUGCAAUACUUGUAUCACAGUCCAUGGAGGAGAACAAUUACACUGCUUGGAUCCAGUCCAUGAGCAUGGCCCUAACCAUAAAAAAUAAGAAAGGAUUUGUUGAUGGAUCAAUUCCAAGGCCAACCAACAGAGUUGAAGAAGCAUUGCAGUGGCAGCGCUGCGACACCUUGGUCAAAACUUGGCUGCUGGGUUCGAUGUCUAAAGAGAUCUCCGGAAGCGUAAUUCAUUGCAAGACUGCCAGGGAUAUGUGGCUGGAGUUGCAGGAGCGAUUCUCUCAUACAAACACUGUGCAGUUGUUCAAUAUUGAGAAUGCAAUUCACGACACUGAACAAAGUAAUGGAACGGUGACCUCCUACUUCACCAAACUCAAAAGCCUUUGGGACGAGAGGGAUGCGAUCUAUGAAAUUCCAGCUUGUAGUGUGAGGCAGCCCAAGAGAUCAAGGCAUAUAUGGAAAACCAGAAGACUAUGA
Rosa rugosa (rugosa rose) is the source of this 591-nucleotide messenger RNA. RefSeq lists its product as uncharacterized. Bases 1 to 591 code for a protein of 196 amino acids. The record is from RefSeq and is a predicted model, not a curated record. The transcript has a single exon. Lineage: Eukaryota; Viridiplantae; Streptophyta; Magnoliopsida; Rosales; Rosaceae.